CCGGGACGGGGCGGUCCGGUCCCGUUCGGCCCUUAUAGCCCCACGAAGCCCCGUCCCGUCGCGGCGCGGCCGCCAUGGACCUUCACAUCUUGGAGCACCGCGUUCGGGUGCUGUCCCUGGCGCGCCGCGGGCUGUGGCUCUACACCCACCCGCUGCUCAAACUGCUCUUCUUGCCGCAGCGCUGCAGGUGUAAGUUCUUCAGCCUGACCGAGACCCCCGAGGAUUACACCAUCAUGCUGGACGAAGAGGGCUUCAAAGAGCUGCCGCCCUCCGAGUUCAUGCAGGUGGCAGACUCAACAUGGUUGGUGCUCAGCGUCGUCUCCAACGGCUGUGCGCCCUCCGGCUGCCAGGCCACCGGCGUCACCAAGAUCGCCCGCUCCGUCAUCGCGCCGCUGGCCGAGCACCACGUCUCAGUGCUGAUGCUCUCCACCUACCAGACAGACUUCAUCCUGGUGCGGGAGCGGGACCUGCCUGUGGUCAUUCACACCUUGGCUGGGGAGUUUGACAUCUACAAGGAGGAGAAUGGUGAAUCCAUCCCAGUCCCAUGUGAUGAUGCCAGCAAUGGGUUCCUCAAGCCCAAGUCGGCCCCCAGCCCCACGCUGCACCCCGUGCAGAGCCCUCAGAACCGCUUCUGCAUCCUGACGGUGGCACCCGACACGCUGCCUGCCAUCGCCACCAUGCUCAUCGACGUCCUCUUCUACUCCCACAGCCCCCCCAAGGAACCCGGUGCCGGUGACCUCGACUCCAUCACCUUCUUCUCCUUCUCGCUCAUAGAGGGCUACAUCUCCAUCGUAAUGGAUGCAGAGACCCAGAAGCAGUUCCCCAGCGACCUGCUGCUCACCAGCUCCAGCGGGGAGCUCUGGCGGAUGGUGAGGAUCGGUGGGCAGCCCCUGGGCUUUGAUGAGUGUGGCAUCGUGGCACAGAUCGCCGAGCCUCUGGCUGCUGUUGACAUCUCAGCCUAUUAUAUCAGCACCUUCAACUUCGACCACGCGUCCCUGAGGAAGGCAUCACAGAGGUCAUCGAGCUGCUGCAGAAGCGCCAGGAGAGCAGCAGAUAGUGGCCAGGUGUGCGGUGACACCGUGCCAGUCCCCUCCUGCACAGGGCUGUCCCCAGCACGGUGUUUGUUGGUCCUCAUUCUUAAGCCUUUCCCUGGUGCUGGGCAGAGCCCGGUGGCUCAGCAUCACUCUGCCCAUGGAGGGGACACACAGGGGGACACUGCUGUGACAGUGUUAGUUGCAGAGGGCAGCAUCGUGCCUUCCUCUGCCUUGGGCUCCUGCCCGGUGUUCUCAGGGUGCAGAGGGUGCCAUUGAGGGGAUUGGGGUGGUGGGGAGCAGGGGCCUGCAUGCCCCAGAGCAAUGAUGUGCCACGGCCCCAGCAGAGGUGACAGCAUGUGCUGCCUGUCCCCAUAUGGGUGUCAGUGUGGGGUGGUGGCUGUGAUGCUCCUAAGGGCUGCAGGGGGGUCAGGGCAGCACUACAGCCCUGGGAUGACCUGGUGUCCCAGCCAUUUUGUAUUGUAGGGUGGGCAACGGUGGCUCCCCAGCUCCUUUCAAGCUGUUACACACUUUUUAAUGUCAAUAAAAGUCCUAUUUUUUGUGUUC
Messenger RNA from Phasianus colchicus (ring-necked pheasant), 1598 nucleotides. The record is from RefSeq and is a predicted model, not a curated record. Lineage: Eukaryota; Metazoa; Chordata; Aves; Galliformes; Phasianidae.